AGAUUAAAUCGAGCUGGCUAAUGCAUUCAGCGACUAGAAUCGGUGUAAAGUGAAUCAAAACGGCGCAAAGGAAGCCUUACAAAAAUACAAAACGGUGUAAAUUUUCAUGAACAGUAAAAGUAACGCUUUAAAUCACACACACGUUUAAAAAGUGCUUGUGUUAGAAAAAAAAAAAAAAAACAAAGAAAUAAAUAAAAAUAAAUAAAUAAGGCUUAAACAUAAAAGGAGAUACCAACGAAAGUGAAACUCCACUAACGUCUGUGCGAAAGUGAAAUCAGUGCAUUCAAGCAGAAAAGGUUGCGGUACUCAACUCGAUACAAAACAAGUUUGAAACAAUGACUUCGACGCUUAGCAGUCUACUACAGACUUUAGGUCUCGGCUCCGCAACUAAAAAGCCAGUGGCAACAACAACGAAUAUGGGUUUGCACAAAUCAUUCCCACAGGAAUCCAGCAAUACCGGUCUGCCGCGCGGUCUACCCGAAAUACCACUUGCCGCCGUCGCACAACACGAUGACUACACCGACUGUUGGAUUGUCAUCUAUGAUCGCAUUUACGAUGUUACACAAUUCCUGCGCGAUCAUCCCGGUGGUGAGGACAUCAUAAUGGAACAUGCCGGUCGUGAUGCCACGCUGGCCUUUCACGGCACCGGACACUCAAGUUCGGCGAUUGAGCUGAUGGGCGAGUAUCUGAUUGGUGAAUUGCCAGCCAAGGAGUGCAUCUUCCGCAAUGGCAAUGCAAAAGUGCUGUCCAUUGGAGUGCCACAGUGAAAAUGCGCAGAGAGAGCGCAAAAGGGAGAGAAAGAGUAACGAAGAGAGAGAAAGAAUAGAGAUAGAAAAAGUUCGAAAAGAGGAGAAUGUGCGUAAGUCAAACCUCUUAGGAAUGAGGCAAAAAGCAUGUCGCACCGCACUGUACCUAUAGGCUUAUGCUGUUGAGCUCUUAUGUGGACUUAUGCCACUAUAGAUUAUCACUUCGCACCAUCACAUUUAUACACACAGAGUACAUACAUACAAAUUGUAAGAGUACGUGAAUAUUGCGAGCGCCGCUAUUGCGUGUUUGCCCAACUGAUAUGUAAUUAGCAAAGCGAAAGCUGAAUUGCGCCCGAAAACUUAUCAGUUAAUGGAGUUGCCGUAUUACGCAUCAAUAAAAUUAUAUAAUCUGAGAGGCACAGCAAUUAAGACAUUAUGAGUAGAAUUUGAUAGAUUGACUCUGGUGUUAUCAAAAUAAGCACUUACACAUACACAUACACACUUGCACAUGUACGCUAUGUACCCAGCUAGCAAUUUCGAUCGCAGGAAACUAGAGAGACGAGCGAUUUUUUUUUUCUUAUCUUUGCCGACUAAUAGAAUGGCAAACGUCGGCGAAUCUUUAGUGAGAGUUUAUCAGGAAUUAGCAGACGAUUUUUGUAUGAGUGGUUAAACACGCGCAGAGAGUAUUUAUUUUACAAGGUGGCGUACGAGCAAUGCUGCUGCAGUGACAGUCCUCGGCCGGGCAUAAAUUCGAAUCGUUCCGGUAACGUAAAACCGACUGUCAUGAGAACGCCUUCUUUCUUUUCAUUUUGAUUGAUUGCAAUAGUACUCUUAAAAUUUAUAUACCUAAAAGACUACAAAAUAAGUUUAAAGAAUUGCAUGCUUUUUUUGCUUAUUUCUUCUUAUUUAACACUCAAGCCUUUAAAUUAUUUUCCCACUUAUUGACUUCUCUCCCAAUGUCACCGCGUGAUCUUGACUUACACUUCAUUUUUUUGCAAUAGAAAUCAGUAAAUAGUUUUUUAGUCGUUACUUGACCAAAAAAUGAGGCGAAAUUUAAAAUAAAGAGCAGAGAAAGAGAAAAAUCAGGUACUCCUGAAGCCACAUACAUUUCAUUAUUUAAUCUCUGCAAAAAAGAGACGCGAACUCGUCACUCUCGUCCAUAUUGAGCGCCGUCGUGCUAGCUGGGUACACCAACUGAUAUUCGCUGAAAUUAAAAUUAUAGAAAUCAGCAUUUCGAUCUGCAUAAUUAUGCUUCUGCGCUCACUUGAAGCGGAACAUGGCAUACCCACACAGAAGCAUUGACAUCAUAAUACAUAUAUACAAACCUGCACAUAAGAAUGUAAAUAUAUAAAUUCAAUUGAUGAUUGAUGCACUUGAUACCACUGAUGCUUCGAUGACUUGACAGCUUUCCGCUUCGGAAGUCCUCAUUUCAAACUGCACUGUGUCAUAUAUAUAUAGAUUUCUUGCUCGAACUGAACGCUGUGUAUAUGUACUUACGUUUGCUACUUAUUCAUAUUUUAUUACUAGAUUUAAAUUAAUGAAAAAUGCCCAACCCAAAUGUCAAUAUAAGUAUGUAUAAGUGAUAAUACAGUAGCAUGUUUAGAUUUCAAAUUAAUUGGGACUAGUGCAUUUUAAUUGGAACAUAUUUUUUGUAAAAAUAAAAUUCCAACGAAUAAGUAAAUAUUAUAUAUUUGUCCCUGAAUUUAGAGCUGACCUUCAUGUAGAUAUGAGCAUAUUUUUGAAAACUGAAAAAAAAAAAAAUGCAUGCUUAUCAAUUUGACAGUUUAUAUUAUUGCACUUCCCUAUCUGCAAUGUAAUCUAAGUAUUUAGGAUUAGUUAAGACAUGUUUGCUUAGUCAAAUUAGAACAUAAAAAAACAGCUAAAAUUAAUACAAAAAUAUUUUGUAAGCCGUCCAAUGAUUUCUGCGAUGUAUCUUAUUUUAAGAAAAACAAA
Anastrepha ludens (Mexican fruit fly) is the source of this 2699-nucleotide messenger RNA. RefSeq names its product cytochrome b5. Gene Ontology annotation, cellular component: intracellular membrane-bounded organelle; membrane. Gene Ontology annotation, molecular function: heme binding. The record is from RefSeq and is a predicted model, not a curated record. NCBI's taxonomy places the organism in Eukaryota, Metazoa, Arthropoda, Insecta, Diptera, Tephritidae. Bases 336 to 767 code for a protein of 143 amino acids. The transcript has a single exon.